CAAAAUGACCUGUAGCCGCCAUAAGGCAGCUAACUCCACACUCAUGACUUUUGACCGAGUUGCCCUGACACUCACGGGCCCAUCGCUGACUCCCGCUUCUAGCUGGCCUCGCUGACUCUCGAUUGAUGAGCUUUCGCGCAACUCAUCCACACCGCAAGCCAACAUCGGAGCGGGCUAGGCAGGACUGUCGCCCGAGAGAUCCGUCACUAGCGCCGAUAUCGAGCAACUCUUCGAUCGCUGCAGCCUAGCGCCGAGCACCAACGUGGAGCGGGCGUUGCAAAGGCUACACCGCCAAGACACGGGUAGCGCGUGAGCUACACAGGCUUGAUUUUCGAGCAGUGUGUCAUGUCGUCGGCAUCGCUGAGUCGGUUAUUGCGUCAAGACAUCACCUCUGCUCCUGGCCUUGUCAGUCUGCUCCUCGCACUUGGUCUCGGCUACUAUCUCGGCACCAAAGCAUCCUCCGGAAGUAGCUUCAGGCAGCUAGGUCCCAGAAUCAUAAGAGGAAAAGGAGCGCAAGAUCAAGACGACUCCGACGAGGACUCGGACGACGAGGACCUGGGCGAAGUGAUCGACGAAAAGGAUUGGGUCAACAUGCAGAGCUUGAGAGCAAAGCUCAUGGAGGAGUGCAAAUUGGUCCUGAUAGUGAGGACAGAUCUCAAAAUGGACAAGGGAAAGAUCGCAGCGCAAUGCGGCCACGCGACCCUUGCGUGCUACAAGACCAUGAUGGCUGCUAACCCAGAUAUUGUGAGGCAGUGGGAGCGUAUAGGCCAAGCCAAAGUGGCACUCAAGUGCUCAAGCGAGGAAGAGAUGAGAAGGCUGGAAGAGUCAGCAAAGGCCCUCAACUUGUGCGCAAGGAGUAUACGGGACGCCGGGCGUACACAGGUCGCAGCAGGCUCUCGAACAGUGCUGGGGAUUGGCCCGGGUCCAGUAAAGCUGAUAGAUCAGGUCACCGGUCAUUUGAAAUUGCUAUAAUUAUCACGAGU
Messenger RNA from Ceraceosorus guamensis, 983 nucleotides. Its product is annotated as peptidyl-tRNA hydrolase II. The transcript has 7 exons. Gene Ontology annotation, cellular component: cytosol; mitochondrion. Gene Ontology annotation, molecular function: peptidyl-tRNA hydrolase activity. The record is from RefSeq and is a predicted model, not a curated record. NCBI's taxonomy places the organism in Eukaryota, Fungi, Basidiomycota, Exobasidiomycetes, Ceraceosorales, Ceraceosoraceae. Bases 346 to 972 code for a protein of 208 amino acids.